UGGACUAUAGGCCUUGGGUCUGACCUAGCAGGGCUCUUCUUAUGUUCUUAACCCAUGUGUAGUUGCCCUCAGGGCUGCCGCUCACUGCAAUGGGCACCUGCCGGCAGCCCCCAUACCCUUUCCCUCCCUGCCACACAUGUGUGCACAGUGGCGGCAACAGCAGUGGUAGCAGCAGCCUCCCUGAGGGAGCAGUCUAGGAUAGGGUGCCCCGCCCCGCCCACUGCUUAGCUGCCAAUUCUGUACACACGGCAAGGAGAGAAGGGGUGCCGUCAGGUCGGGGGCACGGGUAGCCCAAACACAGGCUGCCUAUAACCUCCCUAUGCCACUGGGUGGAGGGGGGUAGCAGAUGGCUUUGAGCCAAAUGGCAGUUCAGAUGCAGUGGAGCGGGUGGCAGGGUGUUCCUCACAUCCAGCAGCAACCUGGAGGAGGGGAGGAGGGGACAGUCUAUGAAGCAGCAGCUGGAUCGGAGGCCUUUUCCUCCUACCUCAUUAAAAACCUGGAUACAGCUUCUGGGUAAGAUGGCGCCCUCUGAUCCCACUGCUGCAAAACAGAUGAUCCCUUCCUCCUCCUCCAACCUUGUUUUUUAACUCACAAUUAGAAAAUGGAAGCACGUGCAGCCCCUGAAUAUGGGUAUUUGUCCUACCCUAAUUAGGAUCAUGAGGACAGCCCUCUAGGUUCAUUCAUCAUUCUGAAAAAUAAAAUACUCCAUUUAUUUUCCAAUGGGAAAGCUGGGGGCAAAAACCUUUCAAAAAAUAAGGAUCCCUCUCCCACCCCCGAUUUCCCUCCUCCGUAUUCCUGGUCUUUCACAUCAUGAGCUUUGCAACCGCAGGAGUUGGGAUCUUUUGUGGGUUUUCAGCCGCUUGGCAUCACCAGAACCUGCCUCAGAUUUUGCAGUGCUUUUGAUGAAGGAAUCCUAACAGGAACUGCUGGGAGCCAUCUUAGUUUUGAGGGCAGCCUGUAUACUGAUCUAAGGACAGGGGCCAUUUUGAAACUGGGUGAAACCAUGGGAACUACCUAACACAUCCUUUCCAUAUCCUUUUUCACCCUUGAGAGAGAGCAGGUAUUCUAGGUGGAAGAAGGCAGACCUGAGCAUCUCUCUUCAGGAGUGCAAGGUAGAGAGCAAAGCUGCCCUUCUUUCUGAAAAAAAGGUGCAGCUGAACAAUUGCUGUGUCAUUUUUUAAAUUGUGGCCAGAAAAGAGGCCCUACAGGGAAAGAAAAUGGCAGACAACGAGGUGGUUCCCACGAUCAGCAGGAACCGCCAGAUGGGGCUGAGUGAGGAGAGCGGGCUUAGCCGAUCUGGCCGCCCAGGGCAGAAUGCAGCAUCAUCUGCGGGGAGAGCGAGCUAAGCCUGCCUACGACUGCCAGCUCCGUCACGGAACCGGCGGGGGCUUGGGAGUUCAGGGGCCACAAGGCCCCUGGAAGCUCCAUCAUGCUCUGCGCGAGGGACCCCCGAGCCGGGAGGCUGCUUUUUAGCCUCCCGGUCGGGGGUCUCCUCGUGAGUUGCCCUGGUGCGGAGCUGUGCCACAGCAGCACAUGAUCCAUUAACCCCGGUUAGCAGAGCACUCGCUCUGCUAACCUGGGCUAAGAAGAGGGGUACUUAGGGCGGUUUGCUGCCGGGAGCCGCUCGGGUCCCGUGGCUGCACACGACCGCCAAAAAGCGAGCUAGGCUCCCUUAGCCCGCUUUUUGGCUAUUAUUAUCAUCAUUAUUAUUAUUAUUAAUUUGAUUUCUAUACCGCCCUUCCAAAAAUGGCUCAGGGCAGUUUACACAGAGAAAUAACAAACUAAUAAGACGGCUCCCUGUCCCCAAAGGGCUCACAAUCUAAAAAGAAACAUAAGACACACACCAGCAGCUGUCACUGGAGGGAUACUGUGCUAGGGGUGGAUAGGGCCAGUUACUCUCCCACUGCUCAAUAAAGAGAAUCACCACGUUAAAAGGUGCCUCUUUGCCCAGUUGUGAGAACCGCCUCACUAACUCUUUAUCCUUAAAUGCUCCAAAUGCACACAUCUCUUUUCCCAGUCAUUCAGACUUGUCUGUGGCUUAUGUUGGUUGGGAAGGGGGUUUGGAAUUUGAUGGGAAGGCGAGCCUAACAUGAUGCAGCUCUGGUGGUCCUGUGUUGUAUGUCUUCAGGGCUUCACACCUGGCAGUGCCUGGUUGGCUGUGAGCUGAGCAAAGAUGGGAAGCGGGAAGGAAGGUCCAUGCAAUGCGGCUACGAUGGGAGGGACUUCAUCAGCCUGGACAAGGAGACCUUCACCUGGAUAGCAGCUGAUGACAAGGCACAAGUGACCAAGAGGAAGUGGGAGGCUGACCCAAGCAUUGCUCAGCACUGGAAGCCAUACCUGCAGAAGGAGUGCUUUGAGAAGGUGCAGAAAUACCUGGACUAUGGAAAUAAAAGCCUGCUGAGGACAGAGUCCCCAGAAGUGACGGUGGCACGCAAGCUGGGCCAUGAUGGCCUGGAGACCCUCAUCUGCCGAACGGAUGGCUUCUACCCCAAGGAGAUCGAUGCCACCUGGAGGAAGGACGGGGAGGUCUGGGAGCACGAGACCCUCCGUGGGGGUGUCACUCCCAACUCAGAUGGGACCUACCACACCUGGCUCAGCACUGAGCUUGACCCCAAGGACAGGAAAUUAUACCGGUGCUGCGUGGAACAUGACGGCCUUCCAGGGCCUCGGUGCUUGGCCUGGGAGGAGCCUGCUUCGUUGUCCACCGGUGUCAUUGUCACUAUCUGCAUUUUGGUUCUGCUGGGCAUCUGCAUUUUGGUUCUGCUGGCCAUCCUAUGCAUCAGGAAAUCCUGGUCUAGCCGAGUAACUGCCGAACCAACUCCAGAACUACAGAACUACAGAACUACAGACCAACAGCAUUAUGCAGUAGAAAUGAUUCCACUAUUCCUAUAAUUAACACCUUGUUUCAAGCAAUGGCAAAAGGACAUAACCAAAUUUGUUUGGCAAGGGGAAAGACCAAGAAUUAAAUUUAAAAAUUUAACAGAUGCUAAAGAAAGAGGUAGUCUUACCCUGCCAGAUUUAAGGUUGUAUUUUGAUGCUGUUUGUUUGACGUGGUUAAAAGAAUGGAUAAUAUUAAGAAAUCCCAGAAGACUUGAUCUGGAAGGAUUCGAAAGAAGGUUUGGAUGGCAUUCAUAUCUGUGGUUUGACAGCAGCAGCAGCUAAAGGAUAAGAGCUCUUAGAACAACCUGCUUCCGAUCCCUGAGCCCACUUUUAUUUUCUUCAUCUGGCUGUGGUGGACAGUGGCGUGUCUGGGGAAAAUAGCGCCUAGGGCAAGCACUGAAAUUGCGCCCCGUCCACAUCUGACAUCCAUCUUUCAGAUAACUUUACCAUAAUAUAAGCUCAAAAAUACAAGUCAAGCUUAUUAAUCUUUUAAUUAACAAAUUAUGCACUACCUGAAAAUUAUAACUGCACCUUCCUUGCUUUCACUGACGCAUAUGAUAGUUUGAGACUAAUUAACAGAGGCCACGGGGAACCUUGAGGGUGGAUCCAGCAGCAGCAAGUACUACAGAGAGAUCUUCUAAGCAGUUUUCAGGACAGACUACAUCCAGAAGGGUUAUUGGCAGAAAACUAGGAAACUAAGUCAGUGAGCUUUAUAGGCCACAGGGAUGAUCCAGUCAAAGUUAUGCACAUUUAAGUCUCAGUUAUUUCAACAGAAGGGCUACACAUGUGCUUACAUAUUUCAUAUUAAGAUGGUAUUUAACAGUUCUUAUAUCUGCUUGGAUGUCUACCAGUCUAAUUAAGCUGUUAAUCCUAAUGAAGUCAAUUAAGAAAGUUGCUAAGGGUUCUUUUAAACUGUGCAGUAUUAUCAGGGGCGUAACUACCAUUAGGCAAGGGGAGACAGUUGUCUUGGGGCCCCACUGCCUCAAGGGGCCCCCCAAAGGCACGUUACAUGACUCCCCACCCGCCCAUGUUGCACCCCCUAUGAAUUAUGUUGAGUCUCUUGGAGAUCGGCAGUAGAAGAGAGUUAAAAAACUAGAUUCAAUGUGCACUAGAUAUUCACCGUAUUCAUAAUGGGGAUGUGAGUGCACUAUAUAUUGUGAAGUGUGUUUGUGUGUGUAUAUCAGUGAGGGGCCCAUUUUAAAAUCUUGUCUCUGGGCCCCCUCCAAGCUUGCUACACCCCUGAGUAGGAUGAUGAUUACUCACCAGAACAACUAUAAUACAAUCUCCCUGGAGUAAUGUGCUAUGUAUAUAGUCCAAUGUAUACACUAGUUAAAGCACAGUGCUUUGAUUUAAGCAGGUGUUUAUAUGACAUCUCCCUAAUUGCUAUUAAUUCUCAUUUUCCAGGGAUACAAUUCUCAAGAUGAGAUGCUUUAUGGUAUAAAGACACGACCCAAGCAGACUAACUAACAUUUGGUGGAAAUCAAUUAGAUGAGGGCCAAGCAAAAUGUCACAAGUGUUAAACAAACUUUCAAAUUCUCCAGAACUCUUAAUUUUUUUAAACUGACUGUUAAGCAAAGCAAAAAAGGGAGGGAGGGUUGGUGGGGAGAGCAUAAUUCUACAAGUCUGCAGUUUAUAACAGUUUGAGCUAUAGGGUGAGUUAAGCAGACUCCUGUUGAUCAAAAGCUUGUUUAAGAUGUUUUGUUUUGGUUUGGUUUGGUUUGGUUGAUUUUAGUAGCUUAUGGCUUUUGGUUCUGUUCUAGGUGGACCAUCACAGUCAAAUGUCUAUGUACAAUUUCAAUUUUUAAAGUAACUUCUGUGGGUCAGGACUUGUUUAAAUCCAGUGGUUUUGCCUGAUGUAACUGGUGUAUAUAAAAUUGUUGAAAGAGCUUCAUAGUCCAAAAAUAAUUCCAAUCACAACUAUGACACUUCUCAGGAAACAAAGUGCUGCGUACACGCACGCACACACACACACACACACACACACACACACACACACAGGAACAGACACGAGAUCACAACUUUCUUCUAAAUUUCACUUAAAUCUCCUUUAAGUCCAAAGCACAGACACAGCAGAAAGUGUAGCUAUGCUUACCUAAUGUUAAUAUAUUUUGAUAAUUCAAAAAAGUUUAUUCUUAAAAAGUUGAAACUCAGGAAGAAAUUGAUUUUCCAUAUAUAUUGCUGCUUCUGUGUGUUUUACCUGUGAAUAGUUUUUUGUGUUUGCAUUUUAUAGAUUUUAAAUUAGAUUUGUUUCAUAUUUUUAGCUUAAUAUUUUUAUUGUCAUUUUUAUUGUAUGUUUUUUAACUUUUGUAAACCGCCUUGGGGUUGUUUUUAAUGAAAGGCGGUAUAUAAAUUUAACAAUAAAUUAAAAUAAAAUAAAAUAUACUUGAAAUUUAA
Molecule: messenger RNA, 5274 nt
Organism: Hemicordylus capensis (graceful crag lizard)
Lineage: Eukaryota; Metazoa; Chordata; Lepidosauria; Squamata; Cordylidae
Product: major histocompatibility complex class I-related gene protein-like
Exons: 7
Coding region: 2119-2892 (257 amino acids)
Biological process (GO): immune response
Cellular component (GO): external side of plasma membrane
Source: RefSeq, a predicted model, not a curated record